UGUAUCUCACCCUCGGUCUCGGGGACUUUAAUUUUCAUCCGGGUGACAGGUCGGUCCGGCCCCGGAGUGGAUCGGCCCCAAAGGAUCCGCACGAUGGAUGAUGGAUCAGGUCUCCGUCUGCGCUGCGCAGUCCAAGUCCGCCUUGUGAGACACGGCGACACGGCGAACCGCCGACCCGGGACGCGAUCGCCAUUUCGUUUAUUCCCCCCACGAUCCAUCUCUCAGUCCCGAUAUCACGUGCAUUGCCGUCCAUCCUGCUUUAUCGCGUGCAAUGGAGCAGUAUCCUCGUCACCACCAACACCUGCAACAUCCGUCUGUGUCGCAAUGGGAGUUGGGACUAACCGACGUGUACGGAUAGCAAAGCACUCUUCUGUUUGGACAUCCAACGGCUUAUCUUGAUAUAUACGGAGUAUCACGUAUGCCAGCCACUCUUUGAUGGUCUCAGUCGACAAUGAUGCCUCUCGGAGUCGCGACAGACCGCAAUGGGCGGCAGCAACAAGCCUACACUGACACGACGGUUUUCGAGAGCCGAACGCCAGUCUAGCCUGCAACUCUCGCUCCGACUAGCAUUGCAUUGACUGCUGCCGCCACCUUUCAAACGGUCGCCGCCAUGAUAUCCAUACCCUGGGCCGAUGCCAUCCAAAC
Messenger RNA from Colletotrichum destructivum, 645 nucleotides. RefSeq lists its product as uncharacterized. The record is from RefSeq and is a predicted model, not a curated record. Lineage: Eukaryota; Fungi; Ascomycota; Sordariomycetes; Glomerellales; Glomerellaceae. The coding region runs from base 94 to 399 and encodes 101 amino acids. The transcript has a single exon.